This is a messenger RNA of Rhinocladiella mackenziei CBS 650.93, 2634 nucleotides long. RefSeq lists its product as uncharacterized. The transcript has 2 exons. Lineage: Eukaryota; Fungi; Ascomycota; Eurotiomycetes; Chaetothyriales; Herpotrichiellaceae. Bases 1 to 2634 code for a protein of 877 amino acids. Gene Ontology annotation, cellular component: plasma membrane. The record is from RefSeq and is a predicted model, not a curated record. Gene Ontology annotation, biological process: amine metabolic process. Gene Ontology annotation, molecular function: quinone binding; primary methylamine oxidase activity; copper ion binding.
AUGGCGUCGUGGAAGCCGUUAUGGAUCAGUAUCUCGGCCGUCCUCCUCUUCUGCAGCCUUGCUUAUCUGCUCUCCUCCUCGUCCACUCUCCCGCCAAUCCGGCACCAGCAGGAGUCUCCCUCGUUAUCCCAGUUUCGUCACAGGCACUUCCGGGCUCCAGCAUUGAAUCCUUGGGCUGAACUCGAUGAGAGUGAAGCUUCCCAGGUACACACCUAUUUCCAUGAAUCGAUCAAACGGCCCUCCGCUACUCGACAAGGAAACGAGCUCUAUCUUAUCGAACUCCUACGUCCCAAUAAGUCCGACGUCUUGGACUAUCUCGACAACAACGGCCCUGUCCCCGACCGAUGGGCUCGAGUUUCCAAUCUGGAGGUCCAUGAGAAUGAUGCCUCCAUCGUCGACUACAUGGUUGGUCCGUUGCCACCGUCCAACCACACCCAGAUCCUACCCCUGACAUACUGUUACAACUCUGGGCGCAACCACGUCCAGAGCCCCGUCUCAGAUGUCUUCGCUCUCCUCGACUGGGCCCUGAGCAUUGGCGAGAACGCAUCUGAUAUCACGCAAGAUCUGCUCGGGGCCAAAACAAACCGCAAUGAUCCAUCCGACCCAAACGCCCUGGUGAUGGGUUCUCGACCUGCUCUCAUUGAGUCCGGUCGAACGGUCCACUGGCUGGAAUUCUUCGGCUCCGGUGUCUACUCUGACAGCCGCAGCUUGCUCCCACAGGGAUUAUACGUCAAGCUGGACAUUCCCACUGCGAACCCCGAGACUUGGAAGACAGGCGAAUGGUUCUACAAUGACAUUUUAUACGAGAACGACACCGCCCUACGUGAAGCCAUGGCAUCUCCGGACUUUGAACGACUGAACCUCAACCUCGACGGCUCCUGGACCGACACCGAGGAUUUCACCAUCUCCAUCCCCGAACGAGAUAUGCUUCCACCUCUCUCCAUCCAACCUUACGGACCCCGCUACCAUCUCGAUCGUUCUCAAAACUACAUUUUCUGGAUGGGGUUCUCAUUCUACUUGUCCACCGCACAAGCCACGGCCCUCUCGCUCUUCGACAUUCGCUACAACAACUCCCGCAUCAUCUAUCAACUAGGCCUUCAGGAAGCUCUUGCCCACUACGCGGGCACUGAGCCGUUGCAAUCUGGCCUAGAGUUUCUCGAUACGUUCUUCGGAAUGGGCAGUAUGAUGUUCAGCCUUGUUCCGGGCCUCGAUUGUCCCGGCCAUGCCGAGUAUAUUGAUGUCUCAUAUCACAAAGGUGGCAAGAUGUACACGAACAAAAAGGCCAUUUGCGUCUUUGAAUAUACCUCGGACGCUCCAUUACAGAGACACACAUCCGCAUUCAGCGCCACCGUGAGCAGGAACACGUACCUUGUCGUCCGCAGUGUAAGCACGGUCGGCAAUUAUGACUAUACCAUCGACUACAUUUUCUACCUCGACGGGACUGUCGAAGUAAAACUACGAGCUUCGGGCUUCAUCUUCGGAGCCUUCCACGCCGAACCACGCUCUUCUCCGCUACGCCGCGACUCUUCGACCAACGAAUACGGCUAUCGCAUCCGCCCUGGCCUCCACACUUCGAUGCACGACCACGUCGUCUCGUUCCGCGCGGACCUUGAUAUCUGCGGCACGCAAAACACACUGGUCCGCACAUCCAUCGAACCAGUUACACAAUCCUACUUUUGGGACCCCCCCGAAGUCCUCGGUCCCCGCAACACAAUGCACAUGGUCCACUCGCCCGUUACUCGCGAGACAGGCCUCAAUUGGCCCCGCAAUUCCGGCGAAAUGUACCUGGUCACCGCACCGAACGCGACCAAUAAAUGGGGUGAGACUCGCGCCUACCGUGUCCUCCCCGGCACCGGCAUGGGAAAUCCCGUGCACCUGACGAUUCUCGACUCGACGGCUCUCGGCCGAUCGGCUGCCUGGUCAGCCUCUGAUCUCUGGGUAUUGAAGAAUCAUCCGGACUCCGAACCCGCUAGCGCGCAUCACCUAAAUUACCUCGAACCGUUAGAUCCGCUAGUGGACUUUGGGCGUAUGCUUGAUGACGAGUCUAUCGAGGAUGAAGAUUUGGUGUUGUACUUUAAUCUUGGUGGCCACCAUGUGCCGAGUAGCCAGGACGUGCCGAAUACGUUGAUGCAUACAAGUGCGAGUUCGAUGGUGUUCAUGCCGUUUAAUUAUUUUGACGAUGAUGUGAGUAGGGGGCUCCGGCAGGGUGUGAGAGUCGAUAGGCGCCCGAAGCCGAAGCAGAAGGCUAGUGAGGUAGACAAGCAGAACGGCUGCGAACAAGGCCAGGCGCAGAGUGCGAAGGAUAUGGAUAAGGAGGAGAUUCGCCGGGCCACAAGACCGAGAAGAGCAACAGCAUCAGGCAAAGAGGAAAACGAGUAUGAUGCAGGUGGAAAUGCUGUUGAUAGUGAUGGUGAGGAUGGCGUCUCAUACUUCGGCGCCCGAUAUACAGGCCCCGUCAUGGUGUCGCAGGACAUGCUCUCGCCAGAUCUAAGUCAUUACAUGCAAGAGCGGGAUGGAGAAGACCAUGAUGGUGAGUGGAAGACGGUACGGAAUCGUGUUGGAGGUGGGCUUUUGGGCUUGUUUGUGGGCAAAGAACGAGAUGGGGGCCAGGAGGAUGGACGGCUGGAUUGGUAG